Messenger RNA from Fundulus heteroclitus (mummichog), 1067 nucleotides. Its product is annotated as prolactin receptor-like. The record is from RefSeq and is a predicted model, not a curated record. The transcript is spliced from 7 exons. The coding region runs from base 280 to 1065 and encodes 261 amino acids. Gene Ontology annotation, molecular function: protein binding; cytokine receptor activity. Gene Ontology annotation, cellular component: external side of plasma membrane; membrane. Gene Ontology annotation, biological process: cytokine-mediated signaling pathway. NCBI's taxonomy places the organism in Eukaryota, Metazoa, Chordata, Actinopteri, Cyprinodontiformes, Fundulidae.
GGCGGGUUCCGUGGGCUGGGUUCCUCAGUGCCAUCCCCGCCCUCCUCUGGAUCGUUGGUGCGUGGAGCCUAGAGCCAGUCGCGCUUCCGCCACAGAUUGGACUGCCGAGCUGCUCGUUUUCCCACGGCUCACUCGAGCGUGUGCGCACCUCCGCGGCUCUCCAAGGAAAGCGGACUAAAGUUGUUUCGGUCAUUUUGAGGGGUCCACUUCGGCAAAGGGAGCCGCUGAUACACCCGUCAGCCGCCCCGCUCCAUCCUCCUGCAGAGGCUUUGUGGUGCCAUGAUGAAGAAAGUUGGGGGAGUUAUUCUCUUCUGCCUGCUGCUAUUAUGCAUCCAGCUUGCAGCAGGAAAUGGUAUCAGCCGACCAGGGAAACCUACACUUACCAGAUGUCGCUCCCCAGAAAAAGAGACCUUCACCUGCUGGUGGGAGCCAGGCCCUGAAUUCGGCCUUAAAACCACCUACGCCUUGUACUACCGCAAAGAAAACUCUGAGAUUGUGUACGAGUGUCCCGACUACAAAACGGCCGGCGUGAACUCCUGCUUCUUCAGCAAGAACGACACGUCCAUCUGGGUGAACUACAACAUCACUGUUGUGGCCACCAACGAGUACGGAAAGACGUCUUCCGAUCCUGUUGACAUAGAUGUCGUCUACAUCGUCAUGCCCAAUCCUCCGGAGAACGUGACAGCGAGUGUCAUGGCGGACAAAGACUGGCCCUUCCUUCGAGUGUCAUGGGAACCCCCCAAAAAGGCCGACACCCGCUCGGGUUGGAUCACUCUCAUCUACGAGGUCCGAAUCAAGAUGGAGAACGAGGACAACUGGGAGAAGCACCUUGCAGGCCAGCAGAGGGUAUUCAACAUUUUCAGCCUGAGGUCAGGUGGUAAAUAUCACAUCCAGGUUCGCUGCAAACCUGAUCAUGGCUUCUGGAGUGAAUGGAGCCCCUCGGUCGACGUCACAGUUCCUGAGUAUUUACCACGAGAAAAGUCAAUGUGGAUCCUCUUCGUAGUCUUUUUGCCCUUCGUCAUCUUCAUCAUCACCUGGCUGAUGUACUUGAAUAUUCACAGGUAAGA